Messenger RNA from Fusarium coffeatum, 279 nucleotides. RefSeq lists its product as uncharacterized. The coding region runs from base 1 to 279 and encodes 92 amino acids. The transcript has a single exon. NCBI's taxonomy places the organism in Eukaryota, Fungi, Ascomycota, Sordariomycetes, Hypocreales, Nectriaceae. The record is from RefSeq and is a predicted model, not a curated record.
AUGGCCUCACAAGGCGAGAAUGCGGUGAACAACACCAUCACCACCACCACCAUCACUACCACUACUAUCACCACCAACACCACUACUGGCAGCACUACAACUACUACCAAUACCAAUACCACCACCACCACUACCACCGACAGUGGCCCUGCCACGAACGAUGUCAACAAUGGUAGCCGUCAAGUCCCAAGCACUCGCUGGCCUGGCUUUCCUUUUCGCGAGGGUCCCAUAGAGGUGGAUCUUGGGUUGGAUGGUGUGGUGGAUCUUGUGUAUCUUUAG